Molecule: messenger RNA, 945 nt
Organism: Mytilus californianus (California mussel)
Lineage: Eukaryota; Metazoa; Mollusca; Bivalvia; Mytilida; Mytilidae
Product: leukocyte elastase inhibitor-like
Exons: 1
Coding region: 1-945 (314 amino acids)
Molecular function (GO): serine-type endopeptidase inhibitor activity
Source: RefSeq, a predicted model, not a curated record
AUGGCAAGUGAUGUCAACAUUGGUUAUAAACGUCUUAACGAUAAACUGUCUUCACUAACAGGGAAUGGAGUAGAGCUCUCGAUUGGUAGCAGGCUUUUUGGAGAUAACAGAUUAAAUGUUUUAAACACAUUUACAGCGAAUGCUUUACAAUACUACGGUAGCGAUUUGAAAAGCAUGAAUUUUAAAUCGGCACCAAAUCAGUCAAGAAUCUACAUUAAUAAUUGGAUUGCAAACGCAACGAAAGAUAAAAUCAAGAAUAUGUUUCCACCUAAAACUAUAACUUCGGCAACUGUUAUGGUUUUAGCCAAUGCAAUUUACUUUAAAGGAACUUGGAAUAAGGAGUUUAACCCACAUAACACAACAAAGAGGAAUUUUCUGAACAAUUCUAACCAACAAAAACAAGUUGAUAUGAUGUAUGACCAACGCAAUGUGGUUGCUGGUGAGAACACCGAGUUGGAUUGCAAAAUUUUGCAACUUCCAUAUACGGGAAAUAAAUUAUCAAUGAUAUUUCUAUUACCAAAUGAUGCAAAUGGACUAUCUCAACUUGAAAGUAAAAUAAAUAUGACAACAUUUAAAAGUCUGUUUUCUGGAAUUAGGCCACGAGAUACAAUAAUCAGAAUUCCAAAAUUCGUAUUUGAAGCUAAAUAUGAUCUAAAACCAGUACUAACAUCAUUAGGAAUUACUGAAAUAUUCGACUCGCAGACAGCAAAUUUCGCAAAGAUGACAACCAUGAAAUCAGUUUUUGUAAAUGACGCCCGUCAUAAGUCAUACAUAGAAGUCACAGAACAGGGUACUGAAGCUGCUGCUGCUACAACGAUUCAGAUGGUGAUGACAAGUUCAAUGAGCGGACCUUUUCAGUUUGUAGCUGACCAUCCAUUCAUGUUUGUCAUACGGGAUAACAAUUCGGGAACUAUUCUUUUUGUUGGACGGUAUGCGAAUCCAUGA